AUGGGCCGGACUGUCGACCAGGAGGUGCACGCGGCGUUUGUCGAAUUCCGUGCCAAGGAAGAUGACAAGUGUCUUUCCGUGCAAUGCAUCUACUGCCAGCAGAUUCGCGCAAAGAACACCUCGCGACAGAAGCAACAUCUUCUGGAGUGCCCCGGUCUUCGUGGUCACCCCAAUGCUCCCCAGCCAAACCAGCCUUCGCAAGCCCCCAACGGCAUCCCCUCUUCCAAUGGCUAUCCCGGUACUCCCAGUGGCCCGACGGCCACUCCAGGGCCUGGUGGCCCUGCCACCAUGCCAACUCCCAAUGGCAACCUCAUGUCCAACGGAGUGAACCCGCAUGCCACACCUCUUCAAACGCCUCUGCAGAACCUGAACCGGCCUCCGAUGGCAACUCCGGGCCCGCCAACGGGCCCUUCGGGCUCUGCGCCGCCGUCAGCGGCGCCAUCACGGCCAACUCCCAAGCCCAAAUCCAAGAGCGCGAACUCAAAUCUUCCUGCGCCGCCGUUGGAUGAUGUGCACGCGGCUUUUGUUGAAUUCCGCGCCAAGGAGGAAGACAAGUGCCUUUCUGUCCAAUGCAUCUACUGUCAACAAGUCCGCGCCAAGAACACGAGUCGUCAACGCCAACAUCUGCUCGAGUGCCCGACGUACCUUAGUGUCAUGAAAGACUCGAUUCCCGCGAAUAACCUCCUGCACACGUUCCCCGAAGGUGACGUGGCACGAUCCCUCCAGAUCCCUGCGCCCACUUUGGAGCUGGACUUCAGGAUGAGCAUCAAAAUGAAUCCCAAAGUUACUGUGGGGCAGAGCAUCUGGGGUGGUCGGGAAUGGGUGUCAUUUUUGGGUGGCCAGUGGGCCGGCCGUUGGGGCAAGGGUAUUGUUCUGCCCGGUGGUCAAGAUACUCAAAUUGUGACGAAGGACUACACCACCAAUCUUCGCGCGAGCUACAUGCUGCAGACUGCCGAUGAGCCGCCUGCUUAUGUGAUUGUCCGGGCCCAGGGAUGGCUUACCGGUGCCAAGGACGUUCUCGAAAAGGUCAACGACACCACAAUGGCCGAUGGUAUCAACCCCAGCAGCUACAAGUACCGCAUCAACCUAUCCAUGGAGACUGGUGAUGAGCGAUAUACUUUCCUGAAUACUCUGAUGUGGGUCGGCAGCGGAUGCCGACGAGGACAAGAAGUGAUCUUCGAUGCGUUCCGUAUCAACUAA
Messenger RNA from Penicillium oxalicum, 1200 nucleotides. RefSeq names its product DUF3237 domain-containing protein. NCBI's taxonomy places the organism in Eukaryota, Fungi, Ascomycota, Eurotiomycetes, Eurotiales, Aspergillaceae. The coding region runs from base 1 to 1200 and encodes 399 amino acids. The record is from RefSeq and is a predicted model, not a curated record. The transcript is spliced from 5 exons.